GGCCACGUGCGCCGCUGACGUCAUCGCGCGGGGCUGAGGCGGCGCGAGACGACACGACACGAUGCGCCCCGCCCAUCGGCGCGCCGCGCGCCCUCCUGAGGCUCUCCGGGCCGCCCACAGCCGGCGCUGCUCCACUCGCUCCGCGCACGCGUCGGAAGCGUCGCUAUGACGACUCGGCGAUGCCCGCAGCGGUGACUGGAAGCGCUGCGCUCCCCAGCAGCUAAGAACACGAUGCCUGUUGUAAAAUACCCCAGGGCUGCAGAGCCUCUCUGGCAUGAAUGGGACAGGAAAGCACAGAAAGAUGGAUUAAGACAUACAGUCUAUGCUGUAAAUGGGGAUCAGUAUACUGGAGAAUGGUUGGACAACUUGAAACAUGGUAAAGGCACCCAGAUCUGGAAGCACAACGGCGCUAUUUACAGCGGUGACUGGAAGUUUGGGAGGCGGGAUGGGUACGGCUCGUACAGCAUCCCUGACCCCGUAACCAAGGAGUACCUGAAGGUGUAUACAGGCUGGUGGAGAAACGACAAAAAAUGCGGCUACGGGACGAUGUUCUACCCCAGCGGAGAGCGCUACGAGGGCGAGUGGAGCAGCGGGCAGAGAAGCGGCUGGGGUCGGAUGUGCUACGGAGACGGCUCCACCUACGAGGGGCAGUGGCUGGCAGACCGGCCGGGCGGGCAGGGGAUGCUGUGCCUGCCAAACAAUAAUAGAUAUGAAGGAGGUUGGAAAGAUGGAAAGAAGCACGGCCCAGGCAGAUUCUUCUUCUUGGAUAAGGGACAAUUGCUUGAAGGCAUCUGGGUGACAGAUGUACCAAAAUGCGGGAUUAUGAUUGACUUCAGCAGAGAUGCGGCUCCUGCCCCUACCCAGUAUCCGAUCCCAAAGAUUGAACUAGCUGAUCCUGAUGGUGUUUUAGCAGAGGCCCAAGUGAUGUUUGAUGACAGCCAAAACGAAUAACUGGAUGCUGAAGGAGAAAAGAUGCAGGAUAAGAACACGAUCUCAGGUUGCUUACUCA
Messenger RNA from Meleagris gallopavo (turkey), 1009 nucleotides. RefSeq names its product MORN repeat containing 3 (gene MORN3). The record is from RefSeq and is a predicted model, not a curated record. Lineage: Eukaryota; Metazoa; Chordata; Aves; Galliformes; Phasianidae.